UAUAAUAGUAUAUGUUGAAAGCUAUAGCUAGCUAGGAAGGUUGCACAUACUGCUUGUUUAUCACAAUUCAUGUUGCUACAAUUAAGUAAGCUUGAACCAAGUCCAUUUAUGAGAAACUAAAUGUUUCUACCAUCGACCCUUUUUAUCAUGAUCCUUUCCUUGAAUGUGUGCACUUCUCGUCCUCUUGUAGCUGUUGAAGAUGAAUCAAAUACUCAUUUCAACAUUUCUAGAAAGGUCUCAGACAAUGUGAAGAAACAACCUUUAGAAUUUAAUGGAAUGAAGAAAACUGAAGGCAUUAAGGUUGAGAGCAACAUUGGAGCUGAAGGAGAAGAAAGUUCAAAGCACAUGAAAAAGGCUCAUCUAGAAAGCAAAGAGAAGCAAGAGAUUUUAGGGUUUGUUCCAGACAAAUCGGUUGUUCUUGUUUCUUGGCAUGUACCUCGUAGCAAACAGGACCAAAAUCCUGGAUUCCACUCAGAUUAUGCUAGACCAAGGACUCGCCCUCCCUCCCAUAAUUGAUUUUAUUUUUAUAGUGUAAGAAAGUUGAAAGAGAAUAAGGAAUACUCAAACUCAUACAUAUUGAUAUACUCCUCACAAGAUUGUUGAAACUCAAACUCAUACAUAUGAGAGCUCCUAAGGUAGGAAAACCAACAUAUCCCUCAUUUUAACUCUAAGCCAAUUAAUUCCAAGAUCUAAUUAGAAUCAAUUCUAUGAUAUAUUCUAGGUUCGGAUUGUCACCUUU
Cajanus cajan (pigeon pea) is the source of this 739-nucleotide messenger RNA. The record is from RefSeq and is a predicted model, not a curated record. NCBI's taxonomy places the organism in Eukaryota, Viridiplantae, Streptophyta, Magnoliopsida, Fabales, Fabaceae.